Messenger RNA from Plasmodium cynomolgi strain B, 636 nucleotides. Its product is annotated as VIR-like CYIR protein. The transcript has a single exon. The annotation marks the transcript as partial. Lineage: Eukaryota; Apicomplexa; Aconoidasida; Haemosporida; Plasmodiidae. The record is from RefSeq and is a predicted model, not a curated record.
AUGGAUUCCAAAUACCAAAAUAACGAAACUAUUAAAUCACUUUGUCGAAUUCUUCUAAAAAAUCUAAAUGAUAAUGUUCAAAUAAAUGUUAAUAAAUCUAUUCCUUGCAAUCGUUAUAAACUUUUGAGCUAUUGGUUGUAUAAUAAAAUAGAACAAUUUUUUACUUUAAAUUUUGAUAAAAUAGAUAGAAAAAAUCUUUAUGAUGAAUAUGCUCGUAUAUGGAAACUUUUCGUGAACUAUUCAUUUAGAAGAAAUUUAAAUAAUUGUCAGCCUGAACCUGUCAGUGUUUUUGAUGAUAAAUGGACCGUGAGAAAGGAAUUUUACGAGUACUGUGAAGAUUAUAACACUUUUAAGAAAAGUUGUACUCAUAGUUCUUCUACUUGCGGUAAAUAUUAUGAAUACCUUGAAAAUAAGAGUGAUUUGUAUGAUCAGUUCCUUACACUUAAUUUAAAUAAACACCAGGAUGAAGAUUCAAGUUCUUAUGAAAUAUAUAAAUAUUAUGAUCCUAGGACCCUUUUAUAUAACUUACCAUGCACAUUUAAAAUUUCACCCGAUGGAAGACGUGAAUAUGUGAAGACAUCAACAAGAAAUUUGUAUCAACCUAUAGUUCAACCGGAUGCUGCAUCCCAGUAUCGG